Homarus americanus (American lobster) is the source of this 3424-nucleotide messenger RNA. RefSeq names its product organic cation transporter protein-like. Bases 1428 to 3101 code for a protein of 557 amino acids. The record is from RefSeq and is a predicted model, not a curated record. NCBI's taxonomy places the organism in Eukaryota, Metazoa, Arthropoda, Malacostraca, Decapoda, Nephropidae. Gene Ontology annotation, molecular function: transmembrane transporter activity. Gene Ontology annotation, biological process: transmembrane transport. Gene Ontology annotation, cellular component: membrane. The transcript has 9 exons.
GGUAAUGUUUUGUUGACUGGGCGACCUAGUGUGCCGCUUCCCCUCGUAAUUGAUGGAAUGUACCGCGUAACUAAUAAUUGCCAGUCUGGCCAGGUGCCUCGUAAAUGACCAAACGCGUAAAGGAAAUCCGCGUAAAUCGAGACUAUACUAUACUGGAAAAUACAGUUGCAAUGUCUGAAGAGGAGGAGGUAUGUACAGUAUUUAGUUUGCAAGUUGCAUGUGCAUGAUUUUUAAUUACAGUUCACUGUAGACAUACAGUAUAGUAUAAUUAAGGAGGGUUGUCAUUAAACACACAAGUCAUCAAUGAAUUCAAACAGCCACAUAAUACUCACAUAACUAUUGGUUUCAUAUUUUGAAUCAGUUACUGUAAAUGAAUGUUGACUAUAAAUAGCCAGUGUUAAUAAAUCCUCAAGUCCAGAAAUUGAGCUUUGAAAUUUUUAAGAUUUUAUAAAUUUUUGCUGUGUAAGCUGCCAGGGCUGGUGAAAAAUGUUCAGGCUAAGCAGUAUUUUUUACAUACUGUACCAGGGAAGAAGUACAUAAUGCAAGUCUCUUGUAGGAUAUCCAAUAAACAGGGUAUGAUGAACACUUCCAUUUAUGAACAUUCUUGCUAGAGUUGAACCAUUUUGGUUAUGAAGGAUUUUAUAUUACUAGAGCAAGUAUUAUAUGGGUAACUUAAGUGGAAGAUUUUUUCAUGACUUAAUAACCAUAGGGAUCCCAGAGACAUGUGAAGAUCUGCUUAUCAUGUACAGGAUCACCACAGUUGAAAACCUGUGUUGUACUUCUUUACCUGAUACAGUAUUCAUAAAUUUUGGCUUUUCAUGAAUAAGGACACAAGUGAAGGGUAUUCAUUCCAGUGUGUGUUGUGUUGUAAAGGACAUUUACAAGUUGGUAGACAACCUUUGAAUUCCAAAGAUUUUGCAUUUUGUACAGAUGAUUAAUCUUGAGUUUUCUUGAGGUAAAGUGGCUCUUUGGUCAUAUUAAGUCGGUGGACUUCUGGAAAUAUGAAUCCUGAGAGCACUGGCCAUCAAGUAGUACUGUAUUAAGAGUAAAGGAGCCAUGGUUAACAUUCAGUUUUGAAAUUUUUCCCCAAAAAUGUGCCAGAAAGCUUCACAAAGCCCCUGAAUGUGAUUUUUAUUUAUUAUUAUUUUUUUAGGCUGCACCCCUUCCUGUCAGAUUCAUUUUCCAUUGGGUUUGACUGUCACUGAUAUUGAUCACCCUACCUUUGGUAAUGUGGUUUUAUGUUGGUAAUGUGGUUUUAUGUUUAGGUUUAGAAUAAAAUUGAUUUAAGUAAUUAAAGCAUAUGGCAUGAAUUUGUCCUAAGCAUGUCCUUGCAACAAAUUUUUCUAUUAAUAAUAUUCUUUAGCUGGAAAUAUAUUGUGGCUAUUGGUGUAUGAAGUAGGUUGUACCUGGCCAACCUCAACCGCUGUAUGCAAUACAGUAAACCCUUAUCAACUAGGACCCCCAUGAUUCUUGUACAGGGAGUCAGCCUCGGACACUUUUUCAUGAAUCUCGGACAAUAUCUGAAAUGGAAAGGCGAACUCGGACAGCAUCAAGUCUUCCCGAAGGUUCUGGAAGCUUCCCUAAGAUUCUUGAAGGUUUCCAAGUCCAGAUGUUUGGAUCCCUCCUUUAAGUGUUUUGCCAAAGAUGAUGGGGCCACUGAUCCACUUGUUGAUCAGUGUAUUGGGAAUUCUCCACACAACUGUACAAUUGUCUAUACAUCAACCUACAUAUCUUUUGCAUCUGAGUGGGACCUGAUAUGCAGCGAUAAAUAUAAAGUGGCACUGGUGCAGUCGCUAUGGAUGGGAGGUGUGAUGACUGGGGCGCUCUUGCUUGGUGGAGUAGCUGAUGUGAUAGGACGACUCAAGACACUUACGCUAUCACUUCUAGGGAUGAUAGCCUUUGAAGGCUUUAGUGCCUUCGCUUCAACACUUUUGAUCAUGAUUGUACUACGAUACCUGGGAGGUAUCUGCUGUGCAUUGAUAAUUCUCUCGAGCUUCGUCCUCUCACAAGAGUUGAUUGGUAUGGAUUGGAGAAGCUUUUGUGGUAUGUCCCUUGGCUUGUUUUUUGCCAUUGGAAUAGGAGUGUUCGCUGCUUUGGCAUCAGUUGUGGAUACCUGGAGAACUUUAACAUUUCUUUGCUCCAUCUCUGGAUUACUGUUCUUGAGUUUUCCAUGGUAUGUUCCCGAGAGUCCAAGAUGGCUUGCCUCUCAGGGAAGGUACGAAGAAGCAAAAGUUGUUUUGGAAACAAUGGCCAGAAAAAAUGGGAAAUUUGACAGUCUUCCAUCCCAUUGGGAAAUUUCAGUAAAUGCCAAGAGCAAAGAGGAGAGCAGCAAGAAGCCAGUGGGAGUUAGACUUCUGGUCAGCCAUCCUUAUGUGCUCCUUCUUACGCUGAUUCAAAUUAAUUCCUGGUUUGUCAACAGUGCAACCUAUUAUGGUCUUACAUUGGCUGCCAGUAACUUAGGAGGAGAUGCUUAUAUGUCGACAGCGCUGAGUGGUCUUGUUGAGAUCCCUGCUUGUCUUGUUGCUGUGGCAGUCAUAGACAGAAUCGGACGACGAUUAACAUUGUGUGGGUUUAUGAUGGUCGGUGGGUCAGUUUGUUUGUGUAUUCAGUUUAUACCAGCCAGGUUUAUCACGCUGAUAACAGUCUUGGCCCUCAUUGGUAAACUGAGUAUUUCUGCAAGUUUCUCUGUUUGUUACAUUCAUAGCGCUGAAAUUUUCCCAACUGCGAUACGAAAUUCUGGUGUGGGUAUUUUAUCAGUAGCUGCCAGGGUCGGUGGUAUGCUGGCACCAUUGAUUCUUAUGCUGGGAGAAGUGACACCAAAUCUACAGUUUACAGUUCUGGGUCUUAUGACUUUUGCAGCAGGAAUGCUUAAUCUUAAGUUACCUGAGACACUUGGCCAACCAUUGCCUGAGUGUGUCGCUGAUAUACUUGCUUUAAGGAAUGUUGGGAAGACAAAUGGCACCAGCAAGGAUCAUAGAUAUAAAAAACUGGAAAUGGGAGAAGAGGAGACUGAAGGAGAAGUAAUUGUUAGACCUCGGAGUCCAUUCAGCAGAGGCAAGAUUACUGGUGAAGAUCAGGUGCCCCUGAUGGAAGAAGAAUGAUGGUCAUGCUCUUGAUAUAUAUAUUAUUGGGGAUACUACUGAAAUGUAUGUUAUUUGAAAUUAUGAUUGUAGUGUCCGAGUUUAUUAAAAGUGAAAAUUACAUAUUACCCACUUGGGUACUUAAAGAGAUUAUAUUUUUUUAUUUCAUAAUUUAACAGUGUACAUCAAUUAAUAUGAAAACUUAUGAAAUGUCAAAUAUAUUUUUAGCUUAAUAAAAGUGCGUGCUAAUCUGACUUAACGUGGAAAUGGUGUUAAGGCUUCUUGUUUUUAUUUACAAAAUAUGAUUUUUAAGGAAUUCACUAAAUUAAAUGUCAAAAAAAUUU